Marchantia polymorpha subsp. ruderalis is the source of this 1226-nucleotide messenger RNA. The record is from the annotation of a GenBank genome assembly. NCBI's taxonomy places the organism in Eukaryota, Viridiplantae, Streptophyta, Marchantiopsida, Marchantiales, Marchantiaceae.
CUGAAAUGAGACAGUAUGUCGGGUCUUUGCCACCGGCUGUGCUGUUCUCACAAAUGUUUAUGUUCGCACGCGGAGUUGGUGACCAAGUUUAUCAAGCUUGUGAGAUGUCAGGCGCGGAGUUGGUGACCAAGUUUAUCAAGCUUGUGAGAUGUCAGGCACGCAGCAACGGCAGUCACAUUCGCUAUGGACUUCUUGCAGCAAUGUGAUCUGACAUACAUUUGCUUGCUUUAUAUACUUGCUUCUCUUCUGUGGCCUCUGCUCUGUUCAUGUCGAGUAGAUUUUGACGCAGCUCCUUUCUCCUCAUGCUUGGUCAUUCCUUCUAGGAUUGUUUCUCAAAGCAUACCCCAGAUUCUUCGAGACAGAAAAGGAGACAUUUGCAACUCUCUCAUUGUAAAAAGAUCGGAGGAAUGCUGUUUGACUGCUCGGAGUUUUCAAACUACUUUACGUGCUGGUACAGGGAGAUUUCUUUUCUAUCUUUCGUUCAGAAUGCAGAGGGACUGGAUUUAUCGAUACAGGGGCCCUGCGAACACAUACCCGGGAGGAUAGCGUAGCAUAGCAUAUCAUCCUGAAAAAUCGAUGAUUCCAAUGCAUAGCGUUCACAGAGAUUCCAAAACAAGAAUCAAAACCAGUGGGAGCCGAUGCAAAUUUUAGUAUCCACAUGGAAACAUGGUUGGAACGUGGACCAUGUAAGAUAUUUAGUCCAGCAGACCUGUUGGUUCUAGUUUUUCACUUGUACGCCUGAUGUCCCAGUACCAUUUCCAGCAGCGGUACAGGUAAAAGUGGACCAAUUGGUCUUCUGGACGAAUGCAUCCAAUGGAUUCCCGCUGAUGCAAAUGGGACGCAAGAACACUGCCGCGUAGCUUUGAAAUAUUAGGCAUACUUGUAGUACUGUACUUGUCCUCAUUCACGAGUCAUCGGAGGUCAAGAGCAUCUUCUGCGACGGAAUUCCUCCACGAGUGCCACCAUCUCAGCGCGCAGGACUUGAAUAAUCGGAUCCGAGGGUGUCACCCACCCAGAACUCAAACAUCCAAAUGCUCGAAGAGGUUGUUCCCUCUUGACAAAGCAUUUCGUUCUGGUCCAACUAUGCGUGCUAUGCGUAUGGGGUAUGGAUCAGGCCUUCUGAAACCAACCAAAUCUGGACCACAGCACUCGAGGCAUGAAUUUACGAACCAUUGACGACAUCGAGCAGUAGCGCGUGUCUAAAAUUAUACCUCUCGUCUGUUUGG